Molecule: messenger RNA, 1248 nt
Organism: Mya arenaria
Lineage: Eukaryota; Metazoa; Mollusca; Bivalvia; Myida; Myidae
Exons: 6
Coding region: 1-1248 (415 amino acids)
Biological process (GO): negative regulation of gene expression
Cellular component (GO): cytoplasm; nucleus
Molecular function (GO): transcription corepressor activity
Source: RefSeq, a predicted model, not a curated record
AUGUAUAUUUCAAAAGGAGGAGUUGCCAAUGGGUUGAAAAAGAGAUGCCCGCGAGUAAAACAACAGUGUCAAGCACAACUGUCAACUUUUCAAAAGGAUGGAAUACUUAUCACGACAUGUCAAGGGCUUGAAGCCCGACAGGCAAUACUCGUCAAACAUGUGGAGAGACCAUCAGACUGGAAGGCGCAAAUGAAGAAGUGUUUUGAAGUAGCAAACCGAUUCAAGAUUAAAACAGUGGCGUUUCCAAUUCUAGGCCCAGGUGCAGAAACCCUUUUUGAUGCUCUUGACGAGUUUAUGUCAGAUGGAAACACUGAUUUGAAGAUAAGUGAGGUUCAUCUUAUCGUCUUUAAAACUCAAGCGGAACGAUUUCAACCAAUCAUAGAUGUUUUAUGUAGCAAGGCCAUGAAAGCGACUUCAGACUUAGAAAGUGGAUCAUUUGGACAGAUAAAGAAAGCUGGGAGGAAGUUAUGGAAGAGGAAAAAGGAAUUUGUAGAUGUAGGCUAUAUGGUAUCUGAAGAAGGAGCAACGGCACAACCCAGUCAUUCACCCUCUUCUUCGAAAAGAAACACAUCGACCCUUGCACUAUAUAUUUACUCCGACUCCAGUGAAAAUAUACAGAGAUGUAAACAACGGCUAGAAACACAUCUGGAAGAAGCACUGAUAACCGCAUAUGUGAAACAAUACAAAGUAAUCGUUUGCUCGUUAACAAAAGAGGAGAAAGAAGAGCUUGAAUCAUUGCCGCUGGUGGUUGACAUGAACAUAGAUGAAAACAAUGGGAUAGUGGUAAUUAAAGGCGAAAGAAAUCUCGCAUCCGAAGCGCAAUCUAAUGUUAAAGAAAUGUUGAUGCGAUUUGAAAAGAAUCGAUGCGAACUUGAACAAUCUCCAGAACUCGCGAAAAAGAUAGAAUGGCAGUAUGAAGAAGAGGAUUACAGCGAAACGAAAUACAAGUUCUAUGGGAAUUUACAAAGUUUCAAAAUGGAGAUGGCGUAUCAAAGAAAUGAAAGGUAUUACUAUUUCAUGGACAAUGAUAUGAAGUAUGUGAUCGACUUCAAUGACAUGAUUGAAUACCCUGAAAAUGACAAAGCAGAUCUCGUUCGUGUGGUUCGCAAGGAAAUUAUGAAAGGACAACAGGUGCCCUUGCCGAUUGACUGGAAGCCUAUGAGAGACGGUGUCCCUAAGCUGGUAGAGCUCAAGCCCGAAGAAAAACAAUUCAAAGACAUUGAAAGUCGCUUCAUGGUUGAGGUAUAA